AUGGAGUCUAAAGAACCCAGGGAAAUAAAUAUUGGUGCUUUGAAAAUAGUUCACGUGACAGAAGGAAAAGUGCUAGAGAUCUUAGAAAAUAUAACGAUGGAUAAAUACCUGGGACUAUAUCCAGUGUAUCCCAGGAUUUUCUGGGAAGUAGGGGUGGAAAUUGCUGGGCCCCUAACAGAAAUAACUAUAGGUGAGGUUCUGGAUGACUGGAGAAUGGUUAAUGUUGUGCCUUUGUUUAAGAAGGGACGUAAGGAGAAUCCUGGUGACAAUACACCUGUGAACCUGACUUUGGUGGUGGCACUGCGCAGCAAUGGUGCAGUGUGGUUGAUCGAAGCCCCGCUGAUUUUCAUAGGGGAGAAUACAAAUACCCUUUCAGGUUGUCCCCAAACAUCUCUGAGCCUGGAAGGUCCUGGUCCAGGGGCUGGGUAUCAUGGCAUGAAUGGCAGUAAUCAGUACUGCUGGUUAACAUGGACCAGUCAGGUCACUGGUCGAAUGGAAGUGAUAAUGAAUGUUAGCAUAGUUGUAUUAUAUUGUGAAGACCAAGUUUUCCAAACUCCAACUGUUCUCCGAGCAUUCAAGGGAGAAAGUGUUAACAUCACUUUUUCCAACUGGUCCAUUCGUAAGAAGGUUGAAAUGAUGCAUGUUUCCUGGUGGAGGAGUAAACAAGCCGAAAAUCCUGUAUGUAGUUUAACUUAUAUAAAUAAGAUGCAGAUACAGAAUCCUCUCUGUGAUAAUCGAAUGAGCAUCAUUUUGAAGCUCAAUGCUAGUGUUACUCACUUUAUCAUCCAAGAUCUCCAAACGAAUGAUUCAGAUCUAUAUUAUUGUAAGAUUGCAUUUCAUAUACCACCGCCUACUGUAGAAAUAGAAGGAAACAAAACAAGCCUCGUAGUGGCAGUUCCUCCAGUGGUUGAAGUUAAAUUUCUUCCUCAGCUUGAAAAUUGCCAUUGUGUACAACUGGUUUGUAAAGCAGAGAACCUCUAUUCUGGUGAUGUACAAAUGAGGUGGAGAAGAGAAAGAAAAGAAGGCUCAGUAUGGAUUGACUCUGGACCUAUUAUCAUCUCAAACAAUAGCAAUUCUGUAACAAGUUAUGUCAACCUCUCCCACUGGAAGGCAGGGGAUGUAUAUUCAUGUCUUGUGAAUCAGUCGAUGUUGCAAAUCCCUCUCAUUAGGAAACUCACCAUACCACUUGAUGAACAACAGGAAGGUAGAGAAUAUUUAUGGUGGGUAUUGUCUUCUCUGGGUCCGAUUCUCAUAGCUGCAGUUGUUUAUUUUCUACUAAAGUGUUCAAAAAAAGAACCUGAAGACAAUCAGAUCUAUGUUAAUGUUGGCACGACAUCAAGAACUCAAGAGACUCCUGCAUCAAGUCAGGGUUUUUAUCAAACUUCAAAUUAUAGCUUUAUUCAUCACUUUCCUUUGAGAAUAUAUGAAAAUACAUUUUAAUAAAAUGAAAUGGUGGCAAUGUUAUGAAAAGGAAGCAGUCAUUUCAUAAUUUGAUAUUGUUGUUUGUCUUAUUACUGUAUUAGAGCUGGGAUCUGGUCUACAUUUGGGACCACUUUGUGCAUUGUGUCAUAUAAGCUUUGAAGA
Stegostoma tigrinum is the source of this 1584-nucleotide messenger RNA. RefSeq lists its product as uncharacterized. The record is from RefSeq and is a predicted model, not a curated record. The transcript is spliced from 6 exons. Bases 1 to 1440 code for a protein of 479 amino acids. NCBI's taxonomy places the organism in Eukaryota, Metazoa, Chordata, Chondrichthyes, Orectolobiformes, Stegostomatidae.